AUGCGAUCAGGCAAGAUGCGACCAUGGGAUGUAGUCGAGACGCUUUCAUGGCAACACUUUCAUAGCUGGGUAGAGAGCGAAAUGAAUGAGACAUUCUUCACGAGUGAACAUCCGCGUCUCACGAAGCAUUUUGUGCGAACCAUUGAUUCAUUGGCACCUGAAUAA
This is a messenger RNA of Plasmopara halstedii, 165 nucleotides long. RefSeq lists its product as uncharacterized. Lineage: Eukaryota; Oomycota; Peronosporomycetes; Peronosporales; Peronosporaceae. Bases 1 to 165 code for a protein of 54 amino acids. The record is from RefSeq and is a predicted model, not a curated record. The transcript has 2 exons.